Molecule: messenger RNA, 2088 nt
Organism: [Torrubiella] hemipterigena
Lineage: Eukaryota; Fungi; Ascomycota; Sordariomycetes; Hypocreales; Clavicipitaceae
Source: the annotation of a GenBank genome assembly
AUGAAGCAAGCGAAGCACUCUCUUGCUUUGGCUCUCGCCGGCUUCAUUACCAGUGCUUCCACGUCUCCCACUGCUCCUGUCCCUGUUCCUGCCCCUUGCGCCCUGAUUCGCGACGCCCAGGUUGCAGGCAACAAAACUGUCUCUGCCAAGCUCGCGUAUGACUGCUUAACCUCUGUUCCUCUCGGAAAGAAGCAAGCUCUUGAUCUGGUCGACUCGCUCGAGCCCUACCUUGAGUGGCAAUCUGACCCUACCUACCUUGCCCACCCGCCGGCCUGGUACGAAUACCCUGCGUAUGACUUGUUCGAGGGUCUCAAAACUGUUCGCAAGAACCUCGUUGAUAACAACUAUGCCAACGAAUAUGCUUUCCAUGCCGACCUUAACCUGAAGGUCUUCCUCCCCGCCCACGAUGGCCACCUUGCCUAUUUUUCUGACCUUUUGACCAACGGCACUAGAUUUGGUCGUCCAGAAGGUCUCGUUUCCAUCUCACUCAACGGGUCAUCCAUUCCCGUCAUCAUGCUUAAGGAUGAGGCAAUCAGCCAAGGCAAUCAAGCUAGGGUUAUUACCAAAAUCAAUGGCCUUGAAGCUCAUACCUUCCUUGAGAACGAGGCAGCCAUUGGCUGCGGCUCACAAGAUGCGGAUGCCUGCUACAACGAGCAGUUCUUCCAGCUCGCGCAGGCCGUCGCCCAUACACCGCUCGGUAACCAUGCCCGUGGCGGCCGCAGCUUGCUUGUCUACCAGGGGCCCAACACUACCUACACUUUUGCAGAUGGUACCAACCAUACCGUGGACAACAUUGCCACCAUUGUGGGCGAUUUUACCUCGGUGAAAGAUGGUAAAUCCUUCUAUGAUACUUUUUGCACUCCUGCCCCUCCACCACAGAACAAUGAAGCUCCAGGUGUUGCUGUUCACGGCGCCAUCCCAGGGUACCCUACCCCAGUCCUCAUGGCCUCAGACGGUGUUGUGGCUGGCUUCUACCUUGAUGGCGCAGGAUAUGAAGAUGUUGCUGUCAUCACCCUUCUCUCGUUUGAGAGUCGCAGCUCGUACGAAUUCCAAGCUGUUGUGCAAAGCUUUCUGGCCAAGGCCCGCGCUGACGGCAAGACCAAGCUCAUUGUUGACUUCCAAGCCAACGGCGGUGGUAGCAUCGUGCUUGGCUACGACUUUUUCAAACAGCUUUUCCCUGACAUUGAGCCUGAUGGCUACUCGCGCUGGCGCCUCAAUGGCGGUUUCCUCGGCCUUGCACGCUCGCUCUCCAGCAACCCUUUCGCAGGCCAGCCUUGGUUCCGCUGGCAGGACGACCUAAACAUUACCAAUCUUCCCUUCACCAGCUUCAAGGAUAAGUUCGGUCCCGUGGCAAUUAACAACGACGCUUACACCAACAUCAUGCGCUGGGACCUCAACCACACUUCCCUCGGGCUUGAAGUCACUGGCUACGGCAACCGCAUCGAUUUUGUGUCGCCUUUCAAGGCACAAGACAUCGUCCUUCUAUACGACGGUUUCUGUGCAUCGACCUGCACCCUGGCGUCUGAAAUGUUGCGUAUUCAAGGUGGUGUAAAGUCUAUUGCCGUAGGAGGUCGUCCCAACACCAGAGGUAUGCAGGGCGUUGGAGGUACCAAAGGUUCUCAAGCUCUCGAUAUCGCGGAUAUCUACAGCUUCACCAGCAGCACUGACGGCAUCAACAAAGGAGAUCGAAAGGAAUUCGCCCGCUACACGCCCCUGGCUAUGCAGCGUGCCCGCGGUGCAGGUCUCAAUGCCCGCGACCAGAUUCUUCGUGGCAACGUCGAGGAUGGCUUGCCUGCCCAGUUUGUCUAUGAAGAGGCUGACUGCCGCCUGUUCUGGACACAGGAUAUGCUCACCAACAUGACUUCCAUCUGGAAAGCAGCCGCCUCCGCUGCCUUCCACAACGGCCAUUGCGUCGAGGGAGGCAUUGUUUACCACAAUGCUACUGCCAACACUACUGCUCCGGGUAGCUCCGUCAACAAGGCUAAAUACACUAUCCGCCCUGGCACCAACAUCCUCGAGGGCACAUUCCCCAAUGAUGAUCGUACCCCCGAGUUCUUGGCUACUUAUAUUAACAAGAUUAUUAUGUAG